Cynara cardunculus var. scolymus (artichoke) is the source of this 648-nucleotide messenger RNA. RefSeq lists its product as uncharacterized. The record is from RefSeq and is a predicted model, not a curated record. Bases 1 to 648 code for a protein of 215 amino acids. The transcript is spliced from 2 exons. NCBI's taxonomy places the organism in Eukaryota, Viridiplantae, Streptophyta, Magnoliopsida, Asterales, Asteraceae.
AUGGUGGGGGGUUCCUCAACCCGAAAGGAGGAAGUACCGAGAGCAAGAGUUAAAGCGUUCCAGAUCACAGCAGAGGAGGCUUGGGAGGAGCCGGAUCUCGUCACUGGUAUAUUUUUCGUGAAUUCUCAUUCUGCACGUAUAUUGUUUGAUUCUGGUUCCAUGUAUUCCUUCGUGUCGCAUGCCUUUGUUCGUUUUCUCGAAUCUGUUCAUGUACUUUUUGAUAGACCAUUUUCUGUGGAUACCGCUAGUGGAACCCCUUUAGUAGCUGAUAGAGUAUUCAAUGAUUGUACAUUAGUAUUGGAGGAUCAAAAUUUCUCAGUAGACUUAAUCCUUAUGGAUAUUCGUGGCUUUGAUGUGGUUAUUGGUAUGGAUUGGUUAGUAGCAAAUCGGGCGGAUAUUAUUUGCGUGCAACGGAUGAUCCGAAUACCAGUUAGUGAAGGAGAUUAUGUUUAUGUGUACGAGAAAAAGGGGUCGGUGACAUCAAGAAACAAGUUGGCCAAGGAUGUACCUGUGGUAUGUGAAUUUCAGGAUGUAUUUCCUGAUGAUUUGCUUGGUCUACCACCGGACAGGCAAGUAGAGUUUCGAAUUGACAAUGUGCCAGGUGCUGCACCUAUUGCACGGACACCCUAUCGUCUUGCCCCAACAUAA